Menidia menidia (Atlantic silverside) is the source of this 1086-nucleotide messenger RNA. The record is from the annotation of a GenBank genome assembly. NCBI's taxonomy places the organism in Eukaryota, Metazoa, Chordata, Actinopteri, Atheriniformes, Atherinopsidae.
AUGCUUUCCCGGAUAGUUUUGAUCAUUUUAGCCUCUUGUAGCGCCGUGGUCUCAAAGAGAAGAAACGUGCUGCUGAUCAUUGCCGACGAUGCGGGGAUCGGGCUGGUCCUGGGGGAGCUCCGGGCUGCCGGAUAUGAGAACGACACCCUGGUGAUCUACAGCUCUGAUAACGGCGUCCCGUUCCCCAACGGCCGCACCAACCUGUACGGGCCGGGGGCCGCGGAGCCCCUGCUGCUGUCCUCCCCAGAGCACCGGGGCCGCUGGGGGGGGGGCCAGCCCCGCCCUCGUCAGCCUGCUGGCCCCGCCCUCGUCAGCCUGCUGGGGAUCGGGCUGGUCCUGGGGGAGCUCCGGGCUGCCGGAUAUGAGAACGACACCCUGGUGAUCUACAGCUCUGAUAACGGCGUCCCGUUCCCCAACGGCCGCACCAACCUGUACGGGCCGGGGGCCGCGGAGCCCCUGCUGCUGUCCUCCCCAGAGCACCGGGGCCGCUGGGGGGGGGCCAGCCCCGCCCUCGUCAGCCUGCUGGACAUCACUCCCACCAUCCUGGACUGGUUGUCGGUUCCCUUCCCGGCCCACAGCCUCCCGGGGGGCCCGGUGCUGCUCACCGGCCGCUCCCUGCUGCCCGCCCUGGUCUCAGAGCCCAGAGACUGGACCACAGUCUACUCCAGCCAGUCCCUGCACGAGGUGACCAUGUACUACCCGAUGCGUUCGGUGCGGCGGGGGCCCUUCCACCUCCUGCAGAACCUGAACUUCCUGAUGCCGUUCCCCAUCGACCAGGACCUUUUUGUGUCGCCCACCUUCCAGGACCUGCUGAACCGCACCCGGGGGGGCCGGCCCACGCACUGGUUCAAAGGCCUGCACCAGUAUUAUUACAGGGAGCGCUGGGAGCUGUUCGACACCAGGACGGACCCCCUGGAGACGGAGAACCUGGCGGCCCUGGCGUCGCACCGCGGCGUGCUGCAGGACCUGAGGCAGCGGCUGCAGAAGUGGCAGUGGGCCACCGCCGACCCCUGGGUCUGCGGGCCGGGCCACGUCCUGGAAAACAGGCUGGAGCCGCAAUGCAGACCGCUCUACAACGGACUCUGA